Messenger RNA from Lathyrus sativus (Indian pea), 1743 nucleotides. Lineage: Eukaryota; Viridiplantae; Streptophyta; Magnoliopsida; Fabales; Fabaceae. The record is from the annotation of a GenBank genome assembly.
AUGAACUUUCUCACAGUCCUCUCCGCUCCAGUCUCUCUACUUCUAGCCAUACUAAUUGCUUCUCUUCAUGUUCUCCAACCCACGUUAGAUUUUCUUCCAUGGAAGAAUCUUCAAAAGUCUUCUCUUCCGUCAAAAGCUGAUUUGAUAAUUAGAAAUGGGGUGAUAUUCACAAGCGAUGAAUCUCUCCCGUUUGCACAUUCCAUGGCUGUGGCUAAUGGAAGGGUUAUUCGUAUUGGGAACAACUCUUUUGUUCAGGAAGUGGCAGGUCAUGGAACACAAGUGCUGGAUCUUGAGGGGAAAAUCGUGCUUCCUGGAUUUAUCGAUUCACAUGUUCAUUUCAUUUCUGGUGGUCUACAGAUGAUGCAGGUGGGACUGAGAGGCGUGAAUAAGAAGGAAGAAGUUAUUAGAAGAAUCAAAGAAGCAGUUGAAAGUGCAAAACCCGGUUCCUGGAUUUUGGGUGGUGGAUGGAACAAUGAUCAAUGGGGAGGAGAUUUGCCUGCUGCCUAUUGGAUUGAUGACAUUACUCCUAAUAAUCCUGUUUGGCUAUCGAGAAUGGACGGGCACAUGGGAUGGGCUAAUUCAGUGGCGCUAAGGCUGGCCGGCAUUACAAACUCAACCGAGAGUCCAAGUGGAGGAACUAUAGUGAGGAGUGUUGAUGGAGAACCUACUGGAUUGCUGGUUGAUUCUGCAAUGACGUUAGUAGUCUCCCGAAUUCCCGAGCUUUCAAUAGAUGACAGGCGGGAAGCGUUGCAAAAAGCAAGCAAUCUAGCUUUGACGAAGGGUGUGACAACCGUUGUUGAUAUGGGAAGAUAUUUUCCAGGGGUUUCUGCAGAUCUUCCUUGGGAGGAUUUUACAGAUGUUUAUCAGUGGACUAAUGCUAUGUCGAAAAUGAAAGUUAGAGUAUGUUUGUUUUUUCCAAUGGAGACAUGGCGACGGUUAGCGGAUCUGGUUAAUAAAAUGGGCCAUGCCUUAAGUCAAUGGGUUUAUUUCGGCGGUGUCAAAGCUUUUUUUGACGGUUCUUUGGGUUCCAAUAGUGCAUUGUUUUAUGAGCCUUAUCAAGACGAGCCCGACAACUAUGGUUUACAACUCGCAGACCUUGACGCUCUUCUCAACAUGACUUUGGAGUCAGAUUUAUCUGGUCUUCAGAUUGCAAUUCAUGCUAUAGGAGACAAGGCGAAUGAUUUGAUCUUGGAUUUACAUAGCUUAGUUGCUUCUACAAAUGGAAUGAGAGAUCGAAGAUUCAGGAUUGAACAUGCACAGCACUUGGCACCUGGUAGUCCACCAAGAUUUGGCAGAGAAGGGGUUGCUGCUUCUGUGCAGCCAGAUCACUUAUUGGAUGAUGCUGACUCUGUUGCUAAAAAGCUUGGCAAUGAAAGGGCUGUAAAGCAAUCAUAUUUAUUCAAGUCACUCAUAGAAUCCAAUGCACUAGUUGCACUUGGUUCUGAUUGGCCAGUAGCAGACAUUAAUCCCUUGAGUGGCAUAAAUACAGCAGUGAAAAGAAAACCUCCGAAUUCGGAAGAUGCAUGGAUUCCAUCCGAGUGCAUUUCAUUAGAAGAAGCAAUAAAAGGGUAUACAAUUUCUGCUGCACGUGCAAGCUUCAUCGACAAUGAUCUCGGAUCCUUGUCUAUUGGAAAACUUGCAGAUUUUGUCAUAUUAUCCACUGAUUCAUGGAAAGACUUUGCUGAAACAGCAUCUGCAUCUUUAGAGGCAACAUAUGUUUCUGGGGUGAAAGCAUAUCCUUGA